GGGCUGUGCGGACCAGGUGUACCUGGAGGAGUCGCCGAGUUGCCGCACUCCGCGGGAUCUGUGCUCUGUAAUUGUGGUGUCCGCGCUGGCCGGGCCCAGGAUGGUGUCUAUGCACUUAACACUAAAAGUUCUGUGAUGAAAAAUAUCUGGCACCAAUUCUGGCCCAGUCAUUUGUGAUCCAUGACUCUUAUGAUAUGCCGAAGAUUUCCAGGCAGUUUCUGUGGAACGCCUUCCUGUCCAGCUCUAAUCAAGCACCAUAUAAACAAGAAAUUGCCCGGUCAGACCUGUGAGGAUUGUAUUCUGACUGCCAAAACGAUCAGUAUUGACACCAGAAUGGCAGCCACUCUUAAGUUAUUAAAACUGUUAGGAAAUCGAGUAUUUUGCAGUCCUUUUGCCUACAGUGCAACCCAAAGUGUGGCAUAUUGGAAUGUGGGAAGCUCCACACGGCACAGGGGACAGGACCCUCCAGAACACAGUAAUCUCUGCCAUCCUGCCAAAAAAGUUGAGAACAUUUGUAGCACCUCCUCUUCUCAGAGGAUCCUGACAACCAGCAGUGCCCUCCUAGGUUUGGAAUUCAGCAGGGCUUCUGCCUCUAAAGCCAGCACAUGGAAACUGGGCUCACCUAGGGCCAUGAAAGUUGAUGAAGAGGAUGUAGAAGUUUUUGAUUCCUUUGAAGACCCCCGAGUUUUCCUACAGCUAAGACCAGAGUACGAGCUUCACAGCUAUAACAAAUCUGAGCCUUGUCAGCCCCUAUCUGUUUCAGAAGGUGAACUAAUUUUGCACAAAGUCACAGGUUAUCAAGAUAAUCUCCAGCCUAAAAUCAUUGUCGAUUAUUUCUGUAAGCUGAGUUCUAUGCCUGCAGAACAACAUCCUGUUUUGCGGUCUAGUGCCAAAUUUGCAUUACUCUGCCAGCUGAGUGUGAAAAACAUACAGCUCUUUGAUACCCUAGAUCUGAUCAAUAUUUUAAAAGCAUUUGUCAGUUUAGGAAUCCCUCACUCCCAUGCAAUGCUAGAUGUGUAUGAAACCAGAUUUUGCCAUAAAGUAUGGGAUAUGAGUCUGGAUCAACUACUCAUGGUUGCUGAUCUCUGGCGAUACUUGGGCCGCAGAGUACCUCGGUUUUUAAAAAUCUUUUUUAGUUACCUUAAUUUGCACUGGAACAACCUAUCCUUGUCUCAGCUGAUUCACUUGAUUUAUAUUAUAGGUGAAAGUCGUCAGGUACCCCAGGACCUAAUGCAAAAACUGGAAUCAUUGAUCCUCAAGUAUAUAGAUUUUAUCAAUAUAGAGGAGGCUGGUGCAAUCUGUUUGGGGUUCUUUAAAUCAAGUAGUGGUCUCUCAGAAUUUGUCAUGCGGAAAAUUGGAGACUUGGUGUGUGCUGAUAUGCAGAACCUGAGUAGUUAUGCCUUGGUAAACAUUCUUAAAAUGUUCCGUUUCACUCAUGUGGAUCAUGUAAAUUUCAUGAAGCAAUUUGGGCAGAUUGCUCCUCAACGAAUUCCUUCCCUGGGAGUUCAGGGUGUCAUGCACUUGACUCUUGCCUGCUCUGCCUUACGUUUCCUAGAUGAAGGGGUAAUGAAUGCUGUGGCUGCUUCUUUGCCUCCUAGAGUAUCAUACUGUCGAAGUAAAGAUGUUGCCAAGUUUCUGUGGUCAUUUGGAACUCUGAAUUAUAAGCCACCCAAUGCAGAAGAGUUUUAUUCUAGCUUGAUAAAUGAGAUUCACAGAAAGAUGCCUGAGUUCAACCAUUACCCAGAACACCUGCUCACUUGCCUGUUGGGCCUGGCAUUUUCUGAGUACUUUCCAAUUGAGCUCAUCAAUUUUGCUUUGAGUCCAGGGUUUGUCAGGUUAGCUCGGGAGAGAACUAAGUUUGAACUCACUAAGGAGCUGUAUACUCUUGAUGGUUCAGUUGGCAUUGAGUGUCCAGAUUACAGAGGCAACCGUCUUAGUUCUUACCUUCAGCAAGAGGGGUCAGAAAUACUGUGGAAUGCAGCUAGGAAGGAUAUGUGCUCAAAACCUGAAUUCCUAGAAGCUCUCUUUUUACUUGAGACCAUGUUGGGUGGGCCCCAGUACAUUAAGCACCAUAUGAUUUUGCCCCAUACCCGAUCUUCUGACUUAGAGGUCCAGCUUGAUGUUAAUAUGAAGCCAUUGCCAUUUAACAGAGAAGCCAUACCCUCUGAAGAUUUACUAGCCAAAUUAAGGCUCAAGCAUGUGGGAAUCAGUCUUACAGAUGAUUUGAUGCACCAGCUACUUAAGGGGAAAUCAGGAGGGCAUCUCCAGGGGAAAACUGAGUCAGAGACUGGGCAACAGCCCAUGGAAUUAGAGAAGAAGGCAGCCAUGCCCUCUGAGGCCUCUCUUUACAAUGUGGCAGACAGAUUGGGGGCUAUGGAGAUGGCUGGCCAAUGCCCGCCAGCCUGUAUGCAGGCCCCACAAGUGAAGCUGGCUAUUCAGUUGACAAACAAGAACCAGUAUUGCUAUGGUUCUAGAGAUCUGCUUGGAUUGCACAAUAUGAAGAGGCGGCAGCUGAAUCGGCUUGGGUACCGUGUGGUAGAGUUAUCCCACUGGGAAUGGCUCCCACUACUGAAACGAACUCGCUUUGAAAAGCUGGCGUUCCUCCAUGAGAAAGUGUUCACCUCUGCUCUCUGAAGGACCUUUGGGCAUAUCUGCGUAUAAAUACUGUAGAUACACACUGUACUAGGUUUUGUGAAACAGUUAUAAAAGCCAGAAUGUAGGUUUGUAAUAAAAUUAUCUGUUGAGGAGA
Molecule: messenger RNA, 2749 nt
Organism: Myotis myotis
Lineage: Eukaryota; Metazoa; Chordata; Mammalia; Chiroptera; Vespertilionidae
Gene: FASTKD5
Product: FAST kinase domains 5
Exons: 3
Coding region: 181-2634 (817 amino acids)
Biological process (GO): mitochondrial RNA processing; regulation of mitochondrial mRNA stability
Cellular component (GO): ribonucleoprotein granule; mitochondrial matrix
Molecular function (GO): RNA binding
Source: RefSeq, a predicted model, not a curated record